Molecule: messenger RNA, 3933 nt
Organism: Sclerotinia sclerotiorum 1980 UF-70
Lineage: Eukaryota; Fungi; Ascomycota; Leotiomycetes; Helotiales; Sclerotiniaceae
Exons: 2
Coding region: 1-3933 (1310 amino acids)
Source: RefSeq, a predicted model, not a curated record
AUGUCUGAUAUGAUGAGUUGGCAAGCCCAGGCUUGUUUCUUUCCUAUCCUCGAUGCUUUCCUCGAUCCAUCCCCAACAGAAAGAUGUUGGCAAACAGUAGAAGUUCCUAGCUACAGCAUCGAACAUUUGGAUCGAUUCUGUGCUGAACAUGAAGUGUCUCCGUUGACAUUCUUCAAGCUUGCGUGGGCGCUCGUGCUUCAAUGUUACGCAGGAAGUAACUCUCCGUCUUUUGGUCACUUGACUCUGCCGCCGUCUGAAGUGGGUGCAGAUUCAGCAUUACCUUGUGGUCUUGUUUACACUCGAGAUUGCCAUGUCGAACUUGAGGAGGCGGGUAGAGUGAUUGAAGUUCUACGAGCUAUUCAAUCAAAAUCAUCAGAGGAAAAUGACGCUUCUCAUUUGUUGCCUUCGUCUGGCAACAAGAGUGCGAAUACGGUCUUAUAUGAUACUGCUUUGCAAUUUCAAGAAGUGGAUAGUGCAGGGAGCUUUAAUUUUAUUCCAAGGAGUAGCGGUGUUCAAAAUGUGCCAGAUAAUCAUAUUCAGAUACUACUAGAUAUAAGAUACGAAAGUAGUAAUUCCGAAGUCCAUGCAUAUCUACAGCACCUCCCGACAAAAUUGUCCACCAUCGCCGCAACAAAUGUAGCCCACACAUGCGCCAAAGCCAUCGAAAAUAUCCUGAAUGAUCCUUUCCAACGCAUAGAUAGCCUCAAUCUCAUCACCAAGCGAGACUUACAACAGUUGCGAGGAUGGGAAGCCGAUUUUCCAGAGAGGAUAGAUGUAUGCGUACAUGAUCUUGUGCUGCGACACGCAAUAUCAACGCCGAAUGCCCCCGCGAUAUGCUCCUGGGAUGGACAAUUAACUUACCAUGAAUUGGAAAAAGUAACGUCCAUGUUGGCGUGUCAUCUUCUUGAUCAUGGGGUUGGGCCGGAAAUACUCGUGCCGAUUUGUUUCGAAAAGUCCUUGUAUGCAAUAUUGACUAUGCUUGCAAUUUUAAGAGUGGGCGGAGCAUUCGUCCCUUUAGAUCCGUCUCAACCCCAAGAGCGACUAGAGGCUAUCAUCAGAAAGGCGAAUGCAGGAUUGAUCAUUACAUCGCCGCAAACUGCACCGAAGUUCAGCGACAUGAUGAAACAAACUAUCAUCGUCUCGGAUGCUCUCCUUACGUCCCUCCAUGCAUCUCUUCAGGAUCGUCCAUCGAUCAAGGUUAAGCCAUAUAAUGCAGCCUUUGUUCUGUUUACUUCUGGCAGCACUGGUGAGCCCAAAGGAAUUGUUCAGGAACAUAGCUCCGUGUCCACAAGUUCGCUCGCCCAUGGUAAAGCCUUUGGAUGGAGUUCCAGAUCUCGCGUCCUUCAAUAUGCUGCAUAUACCUUCGACGUAAGUAUGAUGGAUAUCUUCACUACACUUAUUUACGGGGGAUGCGUAUGUACUCCAUCUGAAGAUGACCGUCGAAGCAAUAUUAUCGGUAUCAUGAAUACGAUGCAGGUUAACUGGGUGCUCUUCACUCCAUCUGUCGCGAAUUUGAUCUCGCCUGAAGAGGUGCCAUGUCUUGAGAUUUUGACACUAGGCGGAGAAGCCGUCACGCAGGAGAAUUUGGUUCGAUGGGCUAAUGCUGUAACCCUCUAUAACUGUUACGGACCUGCAGAAUCCUCUCCCACAACGGCCAAUUUACUAGGACCUAAUUCCAGAGGUUCAACCAUUGGGCGAGAAUUCGGAUCGGCCCUGUGCUGGCUGGUAGAUCCAAAAAACCACGACCGCCUCGUUCCGAUCGGUGCAGUCGGAGAGUUACUCGUCGAAGGACCAACACUUGCUCGCGGCUACAUCGGAGAUAUGGAUAAAACCAAAGCAGCAUUUAUCAAGAACCCAAGAUGGCCGGCUGAAAUCUUAGGAACGAGAACACGACGCUUCUACAAGACGGGCGAUCUCGUACGGUAUAAUUCAGACGGAUCUCUGGAUUUCGUGGGGAGAAAAGAUUUCCAAGUGAAAAUUCGAGGCCAGCGCGUUGAACUUGGAGAUGUGGAAUACCAUCUCUCGACUUACCCCGGUGUUGCGCUAUCCAUGGCUUCAAGCCCCGAGACAGGAGCUUUCGCAAAAUCUCUCGUGGCAAUAGUCCAAAUCCGCGAUACAAAUUCGGAGCCUGCUUCGGCGACAAAUAUCCUCUCCUUGGUCAGCAAUCAUCAACUAGCAACCUCCGGCUUCAGUAUUGCCAAGCUUGAACAGUUCUUGAAGACCAAACUGCCGAUAUACAUGGUACCGACUCAUUGGUUUGCAGUAGAACGGAUUCCGCUUUCUGUUUCUGGGAAGAUUAAUCGCAAGGCUGUGGAAUUCUGGCUUACGCAGUUAAGUCGGGAUUCAGCAAAUUCGAUUCUAACAAAUGGCCUUUCGAACGGCUCUACCAAUGGUGCCAUCAACGGAGCCACCAAUGGGACAACCAAUGGCCAUACGAAUGGCCAAAAUGGCACUACACUAUCCAAAGAGAACAUAAUAAGUUUCAAAAUAUCCAGCAAACUCGCCUCUCUCGUGUACCACAAUGAUCACCAAGCCAAAUCCAAGCUGAUCGGCCAAGACAUCACCUUGACAGCAAUCGGUCUUGAUUCCAUACAAAUAAUCAGUCUGAUAAUGUUCAUUAAGCAAGAAUUUACCGUCAAGCUCCACAUCAGCGUACUACUGCAUCCAAAAGCAACGAUCCGAAGCGUGACACAGUAUAUCGAGGAGCUGAGAGCUGUAGGAAUAAGCCAAAGUGGCGCUGAGAGAUCUGUGGAUCUUAGAAUGGAACUCCAGAUGUACAGACAGCAGAUGGAUAAGUGGGGACGAGGUCCUUCCAUUCAGAAUGUAUUUUUGACGGGUGGCACCGGAUUUCUCGGAUCUCAGAUUUUGUUUCAACUCUGCGCAAGAAGAGAUAUCCAAAAGGUCAUGGUACAUGUGCGAGCAAAGAAUAUCAAGGAUGGUCUGCAGCGAGUAAGGAAGAGGGCAAUGCAAGCAGGAUGGUGGACAGAUUCGUAUCACGAAAAAAUCGAAGUGUGGCUCGGAGAUCUCGGAAAACAUCGUCUCGGGCUGAACCCUGAUCAAUGGGAUUGCUUAGCUGGAAAGUCACUCUUUUCUCGACGGGUACAUGCCAUUAUUCACUGUGGAGCAAAAGUACAUUGGAAUAGCGAUUUCUCAUCCCUGAAAAUGGAAAAUGUCGAUUCGACUUGGAGUCUCUUGAAUAUCAUGAAUGAAACACCUUCCGUGGUGAAAUUUGUGUAUAUAUCAGGUGGCUAUAAUGGUCCAUCGCUAGCAGAGCAGAAUCUCCACAUGGACGAUGAUCAUAUCAAUAAUGUUCUUCCUACUGAAUACGCUAAAACGAAAUUUAUCUCACAACUUCUCGUGCAAGAGUACUCGCAAACUAGUAUUCAGAAUCACAACCGGGUAUUCGUGGUAAAGCCUAGCUUUAUUAUUGGUACACCCCACCAGGGUAUUGCUAAUACCGAUGACUUUAUCUGGAGACUUGUAGCGAGUUGCAUAGAGAUUGGAAGUUUUAAUGAGGCAGACGCUGAUUCCUGGCUCUUCAUCUCUGAUGUCGACAAUGUAGCCAGAGUUGUGUUGGAUUGCUGUGACGCCAAACAGAAUGAUUCGUCGGACCCCGUUGUUGGAAUCACUGAGGGUCUUCCCGUGCGUGAAUUUUGGUCUAUCUUGGGGAGAGAUUUCGGUUACAUUAUUGAGCCAUUGAGGCAGGAUGAAUGGUUGGAUACUAUCUAUGCUGAUAUUGACUCUAAGCAUGAGAGCCAUCCUCUAUGGCCACUAAUCCAUAACCUUGAGAAGGAACAUGGGAAAAUGGGCAUGCCUAUGGAUGAAAUACCACAAGAACUGAAAGCCGGUACUCCUUCGUCAAGAGUAGAAGCUGCCAUUCGUAAGAAUGUCGAGUACUUGCGUGGGAUUGGCUUUCUACCAAUAGCAAAAUGA